UCGGCGGGGCCGGGCCGGGCUGGGCGCGGAGCGGAGCAUGGCAGCGCUGGCGGCGCGCUCGCUGCUGGCGGCGGGGCGGGCGGGCCGAGUCCUGCCCGCCGCGGGGGCCGCUCCGCUCUGCACCGUGGCCCCGCAGCAGCAGCAGCAGCAGCCGGCGGCCGACAUGAAGAAUUACCUGUGGUCGCGCUACAAGGAGGCCAAGAAGGUCACCAAGGAGCUGGUUCCUUCAAUUAUGAGUAACAUGCUGAAUCCAGAUGCUAUUUUUUCAAACAAUGAAAUGAGCCUGUCAGACAUUGAAAUUUAUGGCUUUGAUUAUGACUACACCUUAGUCUUUUAUUCAAAACAUCUGCACACGCUCAUCUUCAAUGCUGCUCGAGAUCUUCUUAUUAAUGAGCAUCGGUAUCCUGCAGAAAUAAGAAAAUAUGAUUAUGAUCCCAAUUUUGCCAUCAGAGGACUUCAUUAUGAUGUGCACCGGGCAUUAUUAAUGAAGAUCGAUGCUUUUCAUUAUAUUCAGCUGGGAACAGUUUACAGAGGCCUCAGUGUUGUUCCAGAUGAAGAAGUCAUUGCAAUGUAUGAUGGCUCCCACGUCCCUUUAGAGCAAAUGAGUGACUUUUAUGGAAAGAGCUCACAAGGAAAUACAAUGAAGCAAUUCAUGGAUAUAUUUUCCUUGCCAGAAAUGACACUCCUUUCUUGUGUGAAUGAAUACUUUCUGAAAAACAACAUAGACUACGAACCUGUUCAUCUGUACAAAGAUGUCAAGGAUUCAAUCAGGGAUGUCCAUAUCAAAGGAAUAAUGUACAGAGCAAUUGAAGCAGAUAUUGAGAAAUACAUCUGCUAUGCUGAACAAACUCGUGCAGUGCUAGCAAAGCUGGCUGAUCAUGGCAAGAAGAUGUUUCUCAUCACAAACAGUCCCAGCAGCUUUGUGGACAAAGGCAUGAAGUUCAUCGUUGGCAAGGACUGGAGGGAUCUCUUUGAUGUGGUCAUUGUGCAGGCUGAAAAACCAAACUUUUUCAACGAUAAGCGAAGACCAUUCCGGAAAGUGAAUGAAAGGGGAGUCUUGCUCUGGGACAAGAUUCACAAGCUGCAGAAAGGUCAGAUUUACAAACAGGGUAACUUGUAUGAAUUUCUGAAGCUUACGGGCUGGAGGGGCUCUAAGGUUCUCUACUUUGGUGACCACAUAUACAGUGACUUGGCAGACUUGACCCUGAAGCAUGGCUGGCGCACUGGUGCGAUUAUUCCCGAGCUACGAUCGGAGAUUAAAAUCAUGAACACAGAGAAAUACAUUCAAACCAUGACCUGGCUGCAAACYUUGACAGGAUUAUUGGAGCACAUGCAGGUUCACCGUGAUCCUGAUUCUCAAAUGAUUUUAGAAGAGUGGAAGAAGGAAAGAAAGGAAAUGAGGGAGAUGAACAGGAAUUUCUUCAACGCCCAGUUUGGAAGCAUUUUCAGAACGGAUGAGAACCCCACGUAUUUCCUGCGGCGCCUCUCCCGGUUCGCCGAUAUUUAUAUGGCAUCACUCAGCUGCCUCCUCAACUACGAGCCYGAUUACACAUUUUACCCAAGAAGGACUCCUUUGCAGCAUGAACUUCCUGGCUGGUCAGACCAGCUGUGCACUGGUACAUUCAGGAUACCUUUCCUACAAGAGACAGUUCAGAUCAAAUAAACACUCAAUGGCUCCUCUCUAGAACGGCGGAACAUCUGUUGGUUUUUUUUGGAAUGUACCUGUGUUUUAUUUAAGUCACUGAAACCUGUUACCUUGGUUUAUAUGUGUUUCAUACUUAUUCUCAUAACCUUUGUACCUGUUUUUUAACUCUCCUGCUCAGAUCUGUGGCAUGCAGAAGAGAUGAUGGACUGGUAAAACAGCAGUGGGCCAGGAGGGAGGGCACGUCAGGGGAGGACUGCUGGUGUUCUGGGGUGGUUGUUUUUGGUCAUUGGAAACUUCCAUUGGAAACUGAACUCUUCUGGCCCUUUUCAGCACUCUAGCUGGAGUCUGUAAUGGAUCUUGGGCAUGGAAGAGCUUAAAUCCAGUGUCAGUAAUUCAGAGCCAAGGGUUGGUGUUGCAGUGUCCUUGCUCUGCUGCUCUGGGCUCAGCCUCUGGAGCUCUUCCUUCUGU
Molecule: messenger RNA, 2113 nt
Organism: Malurus melanocephalus (red-backed fairy wren)
Lineage: Eukaryota; Metazoa; Chordata; Aves; Passeriformes; Maluridae
Gene: NT5DC3
Product: 5'-nucleotidase domain containing 3
Exons: 14
Coding region: 38-1663 (541 amino acids)
Molecular function (GO): 5'-nucleotidase activity
Source: RefSeq, a predicted model, not a curated record